Molecule: messenger RNA, 1122 nt
Organism: Owenia fusiformis
Lineage: Eukaryota; Metazoa; Annelida; Polychaeta; Sabellida; Oweniidae
Source: the annotation of a GenBank genome assembly
AUGGCUACUAUAACCCGCAGUAAACAGGAAGAUCCACGCGAUUUAGUAGAAUCAGCUCUUGCUGCUGACUAUCGUAACACCCCCAAUCAUGUGAGCGUUUCUUCCGAAAUCCCACAGUCAGCACCUAUAGCCUUCAACGAAGACACUGAUGACUUGGAUAUACAACAGUCAUGCAGUAUGACAAUACAAGCUAUCAUUGAAAGACUCGAAUCACCACCCAGAAGACAAGGCCCUGCUACAUCGGAAAUCGCUACCCAGACAGAAAUAGAAUUCACCAGCACAGGAUCCCAGACAGAUUUCACCUCUCCAUCAACACAGCAAGUCAACGACCUACAAAAGCAAAUCAAGCACCUCUCUGAUCUUCUUCACGCCACACAGCUAGAAAUGGACCGAUUAUACACUACGUUAGGCUACCUUCAAAAUCCCCACAGUACUGAAGCAGGUGAACGGUAUCACGUGGAAGCAGACUUUGAGCAACUUUCCUCCCUUGAACGUAUUUUGGGAAAAGGCUCAUUUGGCGUGGUUACCCAAAGACGUCUCCAGAAUGGCACAAGAAUUGCAGUGAAGCAGCUUACAAGUCGAGAAUCUCCAAUCCGAGAAUUUCAACACCUGGCAGCUGCACAAACCGGAUUCUAUACAAAGCCUCCUGGCAGUAAACCUCAAUGGACCACCCUAUACAAUAGCGUCAUCAUCGACUUUGGGAUUGCCUGUCCACUAGCAGAGCCGAGGAAGUACUCUAAACCAGCCGAUCACCUGUGCUACUGGAUAGCCCCGGUGGUGCAGAAUGCUACCAAUGCAUUCUCUGUACAUAGUGACAUUUUUUCAGUAGGGACAUUUGUGGAUGGGGAAUCGUUGUUCACUGAGGGAUUGAUGGGUAUUCACGAUUGGCAACAAUCCUACAAGCAUCAACCAAUGACAGAGCAAAAACAGUAUAUGAAUUGUUUAAGAGAAGCUGUACGUGAAAUUUAUUGGCCAUCGAGGGUAAGAACUGAUUUUGGCAGGGAGAAUAAUUUGGUGGGGGAGGAAAUUAUGCAACGGAGAGGGGGAAGAAAUUAUGCAACGGAGAGGGGAGGGCAGGGGAACUUGGUUGCAAGGAAGCUCUGUCAACAAUCCAAAGAUUGA